CUUCGUACUAUCGCCCGCUCUGGGGCUUGGAAUCUUGCGCUUCUCUGUUCUGAAUUCUCUUGCAUCUUCCCAAAUUCGGUUCAUUCCACUCAAUUAUGUGGAUCAAAUGACUUGUUGAUUUUCAGUUCAAAGGCCUGCGCGACAAUACCUCAAGCUGUCAAAGCUGUCAAAUUUGUUCUGGCGCCUUAUGAGUUAAAGAUUGGUCAACUUCACACCAGUCGCUCCUCUGUUUUCAGUGGUGAGAAUGGUUACUACCUGGACAUAAGUGGUUUGGUUGUCUGAUAUAAAUGUUUUUCUAAAUAUUUGAUGCCCCUUAACGUGAGACCUAUAAAUAUUAUUUUACAUGCACACAUGAAAGUUUCUUUUAGUUUUCAUGCAAUCCUAGUGUCUGUUGAUAGAAAGACAUUCUUUUAAGGGUGAGAGGAGUAAUUACUAAGGUCUCUGACUGAGUAACAAGGUUAGGGUUCAGAUCAAGAGAUGGGAAGCGUUGAUUUUGUUUUUGUGAUACAAUGGUGAGGUCACCUGUCCCGUGUCAUGGAUUACCAUUUUUAUCUCUGGUGAAUACCUCUGAAUGUGUGUGAGUGUGGGUCUCAUGGAUGAAACAUCCAGUGGCAUACCAAAAAGGACUUGACAGCCAGCUGAAGCAGUGACAUGUUGAAGCUUCUAAAUUAACUUUCUUUUUAUUAAUAUUUUAUUUUAUAAACUUUUAUAUUGGUUUCUAUUACAUGCAAAGAAGUAUAAUUUGGUGCAGUACACAGGCUUUUAGCUGCAGAUUUACCAGCAAGGAUGUCAACCGGACCAACACACUGGUGUUAUGAGUGUGGGCAUCCGAUUGCACUUGAAGGCAGAGAGGUCAUUUGCCCUUACUGUCAUGAAGGCUUUGUGCAAGAACUUAAUGAGAGGCAUGGGUUUCAACCAUAUAACGCUCUUGAAGAUUUUCAUCACAUGCCCGAUUUUUUUGAUGCCAUACAUGCCUUUAUGGCGCAGAGAGUUUCUGAACCAAGAUUCGGGCUUGUAGAUGCUUUUGACAAUUUCAGGAGGCAGAGAAUAGCUGGGCAAUUCCCCAACAUUGAUGUUAGACAAAGGUCUGAUACUGCACUAUUUCCUGAAUGGAGUCAGGAUUUUUUCAAUUCUGGCCCUUCUUUCAUGUUUCAUGGUAGUGGAGGGGAACCUAGGCCUAUUGAUUUUGGUGGUUUGUUGAUGGCCCCUGGACUGGAAGCAUUUAUUCAACAGCUCACCAUGAAUGAUCAUAGAGGUCCUCCUCCAGCCUCACAUUCCUCAAUUGAUGCAAUGCCUACUAUUAAGAUCACGCGAGCGCAUCUUCGCUCUGAUUCACAAUGUCCGGUCUGUCAAGAAAAAUUCGAGCUAGGCACCGAGGCAAGGAAGAUGCCUUGUAACCAUAUUUAUCACUCCGACUGUAUUGUUCCCUGGUUGGUUCGGCAUAACUCUUGUCCUGUUUGCCGUAUUGAGCUGCCACCUCCAGGACAGGGUAGCUCUCGUGGUGGAAGUCAUGGAGGUAGGAAUGUCAGCAGCAGCAGCAUCCAUGGUAGCUCGAGGAGACAGAACCAAGGAAGGAGAAAUUCGCUAUCAUCUUGGUGGCCAUUCUGAUCUCUCAGUUGAAA
This is a messenger RNA of Neltuma alba, 1622 nucleotides long. RefSeq names its product probable E3 ubiquitin-protein ligase RHC1A. Gene Ontology annotation, molecular function: ubiquitin protein ligase activity. Gene Ontology annotation, biological process: protein ubiquitination. The coding region runs from base 787 to 1608 and encodes 273 amino acids. Gene Ontology annotation, cellular component: cytoplasm. NCBI's taxonomy places the organism in Eukaryota, Viridiplantae, Streptophyta, Magnoliopsida, Fabales, Fabaceae. The record is from RefSeq and is a predicted model, not a curated record. The transcript has 3 exons.